AUGUUUGGAGGGAGGAAAGCCAUAUCGGCUCUCAAUUUUACGGAUCAUCAUGCAGUGGAUGAUCGUUAUGAGGGAACACUGACUCCGAAUCAGUUAUUGAAUGGAUCGUCGUCGAUGAUGGGGACGGGUGUGAAUCCUCAAAAAAGACAUAAUAGAGAGAAUUUUUCGAAUAAGGGACGAACGCGUUUCUCGUCCUUGCAUGCGGAACGUUCCCCGAAAUAUUCCAAAGCAUCCCUAAUAGAUCAAGAUCAUGAAGUGUUUAGCAAUGCAAAAAAGUGGAAGUCUUCAGUACUCUUGAUCGAAGUUAAAUUGAAAGAAUUAGUGGAGAAGGCUCUCGAGAGUCCAGCCAAAUAUAAAAACUCUGCUCUUUUAAACUAUUGUUUGUCGAUAUUGCAAGAAUUUGAAAAUACAUGUCAAAACUCUGAUGAGGCAUAUAUCUACGGAACUAUGAGAUUAGUAUUUGAGGAUUGUUUAUUUCUUAAUACUUUAAGUGAGGAAAAUCUUUCUUUAUAUACAUUAAAAAUCCCUUAUUACACAUUAAGAACGAAGGAAAAAGAGGAAGAAUUAAUUCUUGGAAUGAGAAAAGCAGCUCAAGACUAUGAUAUAUUUUCUGAAAGUGAAGCCGAAAAGAAUAGACUCCAAAAGGAGCUUCAAGAAGAGCGCCUAACAACAGCCUCGUUAAGGGAAGAAGUUAAAACUCUGAAACAAACAAUAGACUCUCUUAAAGAUGAUUAUGCCAAGUUAAAAGAAAGCUCAGAUCAGGCCUACAAGGAACUGAAACAAAAAUUUGAAGAUUCAGAGAAAAAGAAUGCCAAAUUAAGAGCAGACCUUCGUUUUUUGAGAUCAUACAGGGAAGAGCAUGAAAAUAAGAAAAAAACAUAUUUCCUGUUCAAGAGAGACAAGAUAAAAGAGGUCAAAGAAAUGCACUCCUUGGAAGAAGACAUUAAUGUUCUGUCCAAGUUGCAUGAACAACUUGAAAUGCUAGAGAAUAGACGCAUCGAAGAGUAUAAUUUUGAGAUACAUCAAGCAAAAGAUGUGGAGAAACACAAGAUAAAAUCAGAUUUUGUGGCAGAUGCUCAGCUUUUAACGCGAGAAAUGCUUUUAUUGCAAGAGAAGGUGAAUAGGCUUGAUGAAAACAGCAUGAGAGUGAAACGAAGAAAAUCGGAUGAAAGCAAAAAGAAAUCCAAAAAACUUUCAUAUUGUCUCACGAAUGAUCUGACAUCUCCAAUGAUGGGACUGGACGCUCUUAGUUUAAGACAUUCCAUUGAAAUAUAUUAUUCCAAGGACGGGAAAACGUUUAAAAUGGGUCAUAGAAGCACGAUCAUGCCAAAUUAUUCUCCUGAAAUUGUGGAAAUACCACCAAACAUUACACACAUGAAGAUUGUGCAUUCACACCUUCAUUAUCACAAGACACAUCCUAAUGUGAUUGAAACAUUAAAAUCAGCCACUAAUUAUGAAACUAAGCAAAUUCUGUUCCAACAGCAGGCAGAAGAGGAGGAAGAAAAGCAUACCUUCUUAAAGCCAAUAUUGAAAAAACCAACCAGUAACGACCACCCUUCCGUCUCACCCAACGCUGGUAAUGGUAAAAUGUGGACAGUGUACAAAUCUAGGUAUAAUAAUAAGGUGCUUCCUGAAACAAUUGUUAGGAAGAUGAGUUUGAAGGAAGCUAGAGAAAUUAUCCUUGAUACCUAUGUAUUAUAUUUCAAAGAACACAGACUUGUAAAUAAGGAACCAAAAUCCCUCCAAGAAUUGCUCUUUGUGACCCUAGAACAAGUAUUUGUUCUUCAAGAGGUUGUCCACAAAAUUAGUUUUGAAUUUUUAACAGCCUGUGACGAAUAUAGGACAAAGCAUGCUGACAUUUUGGAAUUUUGUAAAGGGUUAGAAGGAAUGAAUGAUGUUGCAUUUGGCUGUAGUGUCUCUUUGGCAUUGUUUGUUCUUAGAAAUAAGUGGAAUAGUUAUGCAAAAGACUCAAAGGCGCCUCUCAAGAAGGAAAGUGUUUUUGAAAUUUUAGAUUUCAUGUAUCAAGAGGUUCCAACGGAAGAACGUGAAUGUCUAUUGAAUGACAUAUUAAUGGCUGAUCCUGUUUGUCUAGAGAGCAAUCAAUACUUUCUUUCCAAGCUCAAUACUUUCUUCAUUAUUGCUUUUCGUGACGUGACAGAAUAUUGGGCUGAGCUUGGAGAAAGUAAAGUCCUUGUCAGGUUUGAAAAAGACAGACUUCAAAUUGAUGAUUUUGUUACCCUCAUGUUAGAAUUAGAUCCAGGCUCAAACAAAGAACUGUGGAAGAGAAGGUAUCGGGAUGCCGAAGCAAAGGAAGCAAAUAGUCCACACAAUAGCAGCACUGUUGCUCUCAUCGCCACUCUUACUAAUAAUACGCUGGGAUUGUCGAGUCGAACGAUUGGGUACAUGUUCGCCGAGUUGAAAUGGAUGAAUACAUAUCGAAGAAUGAAACAAGAGAUGGAGAGCUCCAAUACAGACCGAUGA
Molecule: messenger RNA, 2481 nt
Organism: Naegleria fowleri
Lineage: Eukaryota; Heterolobosea; Eutetramitea; Acrasida; Naegleriidae
Exons: 6
Coding region: 1-2481 (826 amino acids)
Source: RefSeq, a predicted model, not a curated record